UGAGUCCCGCUCGCUGCGCCGCCCGCCCUCCUCGCUGCUCGUUGUCGCGCACGCUCGCCCGGUCCGUGCACCCUGCUGGUCCCGCCAUGGCCGCGCUCACCCGGAACCCGCAGUUCCAGAAGCUGCAGCAGUGGCACCGCGAGCACGGCGCUGAGCUCAACCUGCGCCGCCUGUUCGAAGCCGACAAAGAACGCUUCAACCACUUCAGCUUGACUCUCAACACCAACCAUGGGCAUAUACUGUUGGAUUACUCCAAGAACCUUGUGACGGAGGAGGUCAUGAAGAUGCUGGUGGAACUGGCCAAGUCCAGGGGUGUGGAGGCUGCCCGGGAGCACAUGUUCAAUGGUGAGAAGAUCAACUACACCGAGGAUCGGGCAGUACUGCACGUGGCCCUGCGAAACCGGUCAAAUACACCUAUGCUGGUGGAUGGCAAGGAUGUGAUGCCAGAGAUCAACAAGGUUCUGGACAAGAUGAAGUCUUUCUGCCAGCGAGUCCGGAGUGGCGACUGGAAGGGAUACACAGGCAAAGCCAUCACAGACGUCAUCAACAUUGGCAUUGGAGGCUCUGACCUGGGACCCCUCAUGGUGACAGAAGCCCUUAAGCCAUACUCUUCAGGAGGUCCCCAGGUGUGGUUUGUCUCCAACAUUGAUGGGACCCACAUUGCCAAAACCCUGGCCAAGCUGAACCCUGAGACUUCUCUGUUUAUCAUCGCCUCCAAGACCUUUACCACCCAGGAGACCAUCACCAAUGCAGAAACGGCCAAGGAGUGGUUCCUCAUGUCUGCCAAGGAUGCUUCUGCAGUGGCAAAGCACUUUGUUGCCCUCUCUACCAACACGGCCAAAGUGAAGGAGUUUGGAAUUGACCCUCAAAACAUGUUCGAGUUCUGGGAUUGGGUAGGUGGCCGCUACUCGCUGUGGUCAGCCAUCGGACUCUCCAUCGCACUGCAUGUGGGUUUUGACAACUUUGAGCAGCUGCUCUCAGGAGCUCACUGGAUGGACCAGCAUUUCCGGACGGCGCCUCUGGAAAAGAACGCCCCUGUCCUCCUGGCACUGCUGGGCAUCUGGUACAUCAACUGCUUUGGCUGUGAGACGCAGGCCUUGCUGCCCUAUGACCAGUACCUGCACCGUUUUCCUGCCUACUUCCAGCAGGGUGACAUGGAGUCCAACGGGAAGUACAUUACCAAGCCGGGCGUCCGUGUGGACCACCAGACGGGCCCUAUCGUGUGGGGGGAGCCAGGGACCAAUGGCCAACACGCAUUCUACCAGCUCAUCCACCAAGGCACCAAGAUGAUACCCUGUGACUUCCUCAUCCCGGUUCAGACCCAGCACCCAAUACGGAAGGGUCUGCAUCACAAGAUCCUGCUGGCCAACUUCUUAGCCCAGACAGAGGCCCUGAUGAAGGGAAAAUCAUCCGAGGAGGCCCGGAAGGAGCUCCAGGCUGCUGGCAAGAGUCCAGGGGAUCUUGAGAAGCUGUUGCCACACAAGGUCUUUGAAGGAAAUCGCCCAACCAACUCUAUCGUGUUCACAAAGCUGACACCAUUCAUGCUGGGAGCCUUGAUUGUGCUGUACGAGCACAAGAUCUUCGUGCAGGGUGUCAUCUGGGACAUCAACAGCUUUGACCAGUGGGGAGUGGAGCUGGGAAAGCAGCUUGCUAAGAAAAUUGAGCCUGAGCUUGAUGGCAGUGCUGCUGUGACCUCUCAUGAUUCUUCCACCAACGGGUUGAUUAACUUCAUCAAACAGCAGCGGGAGGCCAAAACUGAAUAAAUGAAGCUGCAACCCCAGCUGUGACUUGUCCCUCCUUGCUGUAGUCUGCACCGCAUGGUCCUGCUCCUCCCUGCCCAGAGCACCCUCUGGUUUCAGGCUUGGACCACAAGCCCUUUGGGGAAAAUUGGUCUGGAAUUAACCACCCCAGCCUCUCCAGCCCAUUCUUCCUAUUUUCCAGUCAGCUGAAGUGCUUCAGUGCAGCUGUAUUUUCUGACCUGUGUUCACAUGGUUCACAUCUCAAAUAGAAAAAUAAAAGAUGACACCAACAAG
Messenger RNA from Octodon degus (degu), 2033 nucleotides. It is a transcript of the gene Gpi, whose product is annotated as glucose-6-phosphate isomerase. Gene Ontology annotation, molecular function: glucose-6-phosphate isomerase activity; monosaccharide binding; carbohydrate derivative binding. The coding region runs from base 87 to 1763 and encodes 558 amino acids. The record is from RefSeq and is a predicted model, not a curated record. The transcript is spliced from 18 exons. Lineage: Eukaryota; Metazoa; Chordata; Mammalia; Rodentia; Octodontidae. Gene Ontology annotation, cellular component: cytosol. Gene Ontology annotation, biological process: glycolytic process; glucose 6-phosphate metabolic process; gluconeogenesis.